UCAACUCGGUUCUGACGUAGUUACCUAGGUCAAAGUUAAAAGACAACCUCUCAUGCCGCGUUAUUGUAUUAUUUUCACGUACCGAUAGUAAUUGGAGGCAUUGUGGUUUGGAGUAAGUGCCUUUGGGGUGUCAGUUUGCCAUCGGCAGUCGAUCAUGAACGACAGAUCCGAUCAUAUGAAAAUGGGACGCCUAGAAAGAACCUCCGGACUCUCGAGAAAGCCGAAAAAGCGAACGAGCAAGAAACCCCCGAGUCCCAGAGUGGAUUGGUGUUCUGAGGACCAGAAUGAUGGCUCUGAAGCAUCUGUCCCACCCCUGGACUACGGUGGAAUGUUUUGGCAGCAGCCAGGGGCCAUUCCCCCCCACAUGCAGCCCCACAACGGUCAAAGGCUCUUCACAGCAAUGUCAGACCCCAGUGUCUGCAGAUAUUCGGCUGUUCCCAUGGCCUACACCAUGGAGCCAGUCUCCAUGCCCCCCAUGUACCCACUGUACAGGCCUGUGCCUCAGCCCAACUACAGGCCCUUCAGGGGCAGGGGUCGGCGGCACAUUCAACACCACCAGAAUGUCCAUGGCAUUGUGAAUGGGUACUCCAGCCUCCAGGAGAACAGAACGAGCUACAUGACACCUCAUCUCUAUCAGAAUGGAGAUUACGCCUCUCUGCCACCCACUGCCAAUAACGAGGGGAGAGAGCAGGUGGGGGAGAUGAGCUCGGAGCACAGGAGGUACUCCGACCCUGGGCUAGGCCCUCCUGAGUUGGAGAACUGCAGGAGUGAUGAGUCUGAUAGUGGGGAGAGUGGAAGCUCCAUCACUACUGUGGGGAAGAAUAACAAACUCGUGCUUUCCCUGGUUGAACAGAUGACAAACCUGAGGGAAUCGAAUAGUCAAAUGUUCAAGGAGCUUCACGAGACAAAAUUGUCCCUGGAGAACGUGAAAGCUGAGUUAUCCAGGGUGAAGCAACAGACAUCUCUAGACUACCAGCCAGGAAUGUUAUCAGAUAUCAUUGGGGAAAUGAGACAGGCAAAUAAAAUCCUGGAGGAGACCAUGAACGCCAGAAUAUCAGCAAUAAUCGAGGAGAAGAAUAAUCAAAGGCUGUUGGAGCUCGAGGAGGUCAAGGAGCGUCUUGCUAAAAUCACUGAGGAAAAAUCAGAUGGCGAUAAACGUAUCGCUAAACUCGAAGAGGAAGUCGCUCGUCUCAGCAUCAAUGCAAACAAUGAGGGUCGUGAGAUAGCAGCCUUCGAGGAAGAAACCCUGGCACUGCGUCGUGAACUCCAGGAAGCAAGAUCCUCCCGUCAUCUAGCUGAGAAUUAUGCAACAAAGUGCGUAAACGAAGCAAUAAUGCCAUGUAUCACGCCAGUAACAUUUGACAAUUCCUGUAUAACCAGCACCCCCGUGCGUACCGAUACCCAAGCAUCCUCGUCAGUCACCUCAUCCCCACCGAGUUCCCUGUCCCCCUCCAACUCGUCGAGAAUUCCCUCUGAGGAGACAAAUUGGCAGUGGCAGGGGCCAACAGAGAGGAAUUCACCAGAUGAUAAUUCCAAGGACGAGGACAUGAUGAGCUCGAGAAAGGAGUCGAUGCAGUCGCUGGAGCCUGACGAGAGAGAAGCCCUUGACAGAUUGAUUAAUUAUCACUUGGAGAGGAAGCAGUCACUCCCUGAGGACAAGAGUUCUGAAACAAAAAAUCGAAGGGAAACGGUUUCUCGGUGCAAUAGCGAGUGUCUGGAGAACUCUAAGUGCUUCAGACAUCGCAACAUCUCCAACUGCUCCUCCUCAGAGUCUGAUCCCGACAGAUUCAUCAAGUGCAGCAGCAAAGCCAAACCGAGACGCAAGAGAGGACUCAGUGAUAUUCCAGACGUUGUCUUCGUCACUGGCGAACCACUGGUACCUAAAGACCUGUGCUCGACGAGAAUCCUGACCUCCAGAGUCCUGACAGCACCUUCACGCGCCACUUAUACCACCGCCUACAUCUAGACGUGGAAUGGAAGGAGAGGGAAAGAACG
Diachasma alloeum is the source of this 1995-nucleotide messenger RNA. RefSeq lists its product as uncharacterized. Bases 155 to 1966 code for a protein of 603 amino acids. NCBI's taxonomy places the organism in Eukaryota, Metazoa, Arthropoda, Insecta, Hymenoptera, Braconidae. The record is from RefSeq and is a predicted model, not a curated record. The transcript has 7 exons.